This is a messenger RNA of Paramuricea clavata, 324 nucleotides long. The record is from the annotation of a GenBank genome assembly. NCBI's taxonomy places the organism in Eukaryota, Metazoa, Cnidaria, Anthozoa, Malacalcyonacea, Plexauridae.
AUGGGUAUGUGCAUAAGAAAACCACAAGCAGUCUGUUUCUCAACUAGUGGUGAACAAGAAAAUAAAGUCCAGUCUAGAACUUUUGUCUUUUGGGCAAGAACAACAAAGGAAGGUAAAAUCGACCUUGCCCAGUUCAUAGCCAACCGGGCCUCCAAGGCAGUCAAUGAAGCAAUCCGAGUGGGAUGGGAGUUAAAAGAAGCACCAAGUCUGGUAGUUCGGUACCGACAAAGUCAUUUAGAGUGUCUUCAGGCAGCCUUUGAAGGAGAUUGCAUCUUAAUUUGCAACAACAAAUGGCUAGAUCUCGCGAGAAAUAUACUCAUGUGA